UCGUCGCCCUCCAGGGGGGGGGGCCCGCGGCGAGCAUGCCGCGCGAGCAGGGGCGCCGCCGCGACGCGCGGCAGGCGCGCUACUCGGCGAGGGCGGGGCUGGUGGAUCGCCGGGCGCUGACCCAGGAGGAGCCCUCUGCUCCGGGGAGGGCUUGCUGCAGGCCUGCUGGGUCUUCCGAGAAGGCGAUCGACCGCAGUGACACUCGCGGCUUCGGCAUCAGACAGCUGGCCAGCGUCUGCGUGGACGCUCUUCUGGCCGCGCCGGCCGCCGUCGGCUGGACGGAGACGAUUUCGCUGCUGGACUACGCCUCGUGGAAGGACAGGGACUCGCACGUGCUCCUGCUGCUCAACGCCGGCGCAGACCCCAGCGCCGGCGCCCUGGCGCCGGGGGCGCUAGACCGGCUGCCGCGCCCCUACGCGGCGUGGGUGGCCAAGGCUGCGGCCGCCAUGAGGAGGGCGGGUGCCGACUUGGGCGCCGCCGCGGGGCCCGCGUCCAAGGACGGCCCGCGGCCGCCCGCGGCCUGCGCCUGCGGCUCGACCGCCUCGCUGCGCUUCCUGCCCUGCGGCCACCCGUGCUGCGCGCGGUGCCCCUGGCUGCCGUUCCUGCGCGGCCGCGCGGCGCCGCCCGCGGAGGAGGGCACCGAGGGGGAGGAGGCGGACCUGUGCUGCGUGCCCGAGCUCGCCUGCCCCCGGCGCUGCGGCGAGUGCCAGCCCGACAGCUGCGCUCGGAGG
Messenger RNA from Prorocentrum cordatum, 731 nucleotides. NCBI's taxonomy places the organism in Eukaryota, Dinophyceae, Prorocentrales, Prorocentraceae. The record is from the annotation of a GenBank genome assembly.